Messenger RNA from Neodiprion fabricii, 2045 nucleotides. Its product is annotated as transmembrane protease serine 9-like. Bases 48 to 1910 code for a protein of 620 amino acids. Lineage: Eukaryota; Metazoa; Arthropoda; Insecta; Hymenoptera; Diprionidae. The record is from RefSeq and is a predicted model, not a curated record. The transcript is spliced from 9 exons. Gene Ontology annotation, molecular function: serine-type endopeptidase activity. Gene Ontology annotation, biological process: proteolysis.
UGUAUAUAAAGGCCAAUCAGAUAGCAAUCAACCUGCGCAAUACGAGGAUGAAGUUCUACGCUGUUGUUUCUCUGGUCAUAUUUGCGGCCCAUCUAGUAACCCCGGAACAUUUGGGUCACUCAAGGGUCACUCGAAGCAAGGUAGGACUCAUCAACUCGCGGAUUACCGACGGUCAGAAUGCUGUCGAGGGAGCUUAUCCUUAUCAAGUAUCUAUUUGGUGGGGAUUUCCGCCGGAAAUCAACUCCAGCCACAUUUGCGGUGGCGCAAUAAUAAACAGAGAAUGGAUCGUAACCGCGGGUCAUUGUCUCACUGACUUGCCAGAGUACGGAAGCCUGACAGUUUACGGUGGCAAAUACCUAAUCAACGUCAACGAGUCCACUCAGCAAUCGUCGAGUGUCAAAGAGCAGAUAGUACACCCUCUUUACCAAGGAGGCGAAAAUCCCAACGACAUCGCCCUGCUAAGGCUCACCACUCCCUUCAACUUCACCUCCGUAAUUUCCGCCAUAUCUCUACCUGCCCAAAACGCUACGCACACCGGAAAUGCGGUCGUCACCGGAUGGGGUUCCACAUCUUUCAACGAUACCAUCGUACUGCCAACCGUUCUGCAGACCGCUACCGUCCCUAUAAUCACCAACAGCGCGUGCUACUCAGCUCUGUACAGUCUGAUUGGCGUCACGCCGCUCGACGACACGAAUAUAUGCACCGGAUCUCCGAGCGGCUUGAACGUCACCUUCUGCGCGGGCGACUCUGGCGGUCCUCUUGCCCAGUUGAUAAGCGGCGUGUGGCAGCUCGUCGGCAUUAUUUCCUGGGGUAUUUUUCCCUGCGGUGUUUCCGGAAUGCCGUCUGUCUACGUUCGGGUUUCUAAUUACACCGACUGGAUCACCUCUGAAACCGCUUAUCCGAUACUUAUAUCAGAGAACGGGAAGUUGCUUGGUUGCCGACACUUCUACACAUGCCCGUAUGAAAUGGUAUAUAAAACGACGGUGAAACGUGGGAAGUUUGUCCAAAGCACGAUGAAAUUCGCCGCGAUCGCUUGUUUGGCUGUCCUCGCGACUGUAGCUGCCGUUGGUGAGGCCAACCCUACUUGGGCGCGGGCCUCCCCCGAGCACAACUUCCAGGGUGCUUAUCCCGAGCUCCACCACCUCUACGGCAACAGCCGCAUCGUAAACGGUCAGGAUGCCGUCCAGGGUGCCUACCCCUAUCAAGUGUCUCUCUGGUGGGGAUGGAGCAUCAUCAUUUCCGCCAGCCACAGCUGCGGUGGAUCCCUCAUCAGCGAGGAGUGGGUAGUCACCGCUGCUCACUGCUUCACCGAGCUCCCAAGCUUCGGUAGCACCACCGUCUAUGCCGGAAAGCACCUCAUCAACGUCGUCGAAAGCACUCAGCAGUCCAGUGCUGUCGGCCAGACCUUCAUUCACCCGUCUUACACUGGCGGUGUAGCACCUCACGACAUCGCUUUAAUCAAGCUCGCUAGCCCCUUCACCCUGAACGCCAAUGUAGCCACGAUCCGUCUGCCAGCUGCAGGAACCCUGCACGCCGGAGACGCGGUCCUCUCUGGAUGGGGAUCCGUUUCCCAGACCAUACUUCCGUCGAUGCCGAGCGUUUUGCAGACGGCCACCAUCCCCAUCGUUGACACCCAAGUGUGCUACGACGCCUUGUCCAGAUUCGUAGCCAACCCUCCUCUGGUGCCAACCGCCAUUGACAACGUCUGCACUGGACCCCUCGACAACUCGAGGAUCUCCGCCUGCUCCGGUGACUCCGGUGGUCCAUUGGCUCAAUUGGUCUCCGGAUCAUGGGAACUCGUCGGUAUUGUAUCCUGGGGACUUUCGCCAUGCGGAACUGUCGGCGCACCGUCUGUAUUCGUCCGUGCAUCUGCCUACAUUGACUGGAUCGAUGGAAUAAUAAGCAACUGAACAAUUACGGUUAGCUGAGAUCAGGAAAUACGUAAUUUUUCGAUGAAAGACCUAUCGCUUUUCUUUAACGGUGAUUUGUUACACUUAACUCGGUGAAAAUACAGAGCUGUUUGAAUACAACUCGUAAAGGACUAA